UAGAAUUUAAUCCAUUUAUCUUACACAUCUAAUGUGAGGUUCUAGAAUUUUUUGUGUUCCAUGAUAUAGUUGGGCUAGGUUUUGCUACUUCUGUUUUUGUUUGACUUUUUCUUUUCUAGCUGCUUCAAUUAGGUAUUAUAGAGACAAAAUAGAUUUUUUCCUUAGAUUCGAUAGCUUCUCUCUCAUAUGAUUGGUGGUACUUUUCUGUUUGUUUAUAUUUCUUUAUAGUUUAUUCCAACUGAAGCUUUUGUUGAUUUGUUUCCUCCUUGUAUUUGGAAGAAAACAUUGAUUGCCCAAACCAUUAGAAUGGUCAUUGAGUGGUUAAAUAUUAUUUUAGCAUUUGCUACUUACCUAUAUGACAUUUAGCUGAUGUCUUUGACCGUGUGAUGUUCAUAUCUUUCUUUGUGCUUGAUUCUUGAUGUGUAUAAAAUUUAUGAAAAUGGUGAAGGCUGUUGCUGUUCUGGCUUUUGGAUAGUGGUGAGGGUGUUAGAGCACCAUUUACUUCACUCAGGAAGCAGACAGUGAAAAUUUUCCUGAAAUAGUUGAUGCUAAAUUUCUUGCAAAUCUAGGAGAAAUAGAAGACAUGGAAAAAGGAUCCCAAAGUUGGGAGUUUGCUUUGCAAGCCGUGGAAAGGAGCAUAGGUCAGCAAGGUAUUUUUAUUCACAGAGAAGUAGCAGUGAAAAUUGUUCUAUGGAUCGUAUGAUCAUUUAAAGAAUCAGUUAGUGAUGAAAGGAUUCAGAAUAGUAUGUUUUUUCAUUUUCAAUGAUAUCACUAUGUAAAAUGAGCUCAAUAGGAAGCAGGAUUCUUUGGUUGCCAACGCUUCAAGUGAAAAGAAUUAUCUUCUGCUUCUGCAAGUAUAUUUGAUUGUAGUAAUAUCUAAUGGAGUGUAACAAGGAAGAGGCUCUUAGAGCCAGGGCUAUUGCUGAAAAGAAGAUGCAAAUUAAAGAUUUUGCUGGGGCACUGAAGAUUGUUCAAAAGGCUCAGAAUCUCUUCCCAGAGCUUGAGCAUCUCUCUCAGAUGCUUACCGUUUGUGAAGUUCAUUGCUCUGCUGAUGUUAAACUUGGUGGAGAGCUGGAUUGGUAUGGAGUUCUGCAAGUACAGCCAACAGUAGAUGACUCAUCUAUCAAGAAACAGUUCAGAAAACUUGCGCUUCUACUUCAUCCUGACAAGAACAAAUUUGCAGGUGCUGAGGCUGCCUUCAAAUUAAUUGGAGAAGCAAAUGUUGUUCUAUCUGAUAAGGCAAAACGACAUCUUUAUGACAUGAAAAGGAAGGCAUCCCCAAGAGUUGACCCAUCCAGACAACCUGCUCCACAGAUGAGGAAGAACACUUAUGCCAGUGAUAGUUUUCAUGCUGUGAACCUUAAUGGCGUUAAUAAUCAGCAGAAACAACCUUCAGCAUUUGCUAAUAAUCAGACUUUUUGGACGAUUUGCCCUGUUUGUAGCAUAAGAUACCAGUACUACAAGAACAUAAUGAACAAGACCAUCCGCUGUCAAAACUGUCUGAAAACUUUCAUUGCAUAUGAUAUAAGUGCAAAAGUUGCACCCACUGGAGGACAUCCUAACCAAUCAUGGAACACCUUUAAUCCCCCUGUGCAUCAACAGGCAAAUAAUAUUAACCAGCCAAGUCAAUCUGGAAAUGCCUCUUUUACUGAGGGGCCUAAAGGAAGUGUUAAUGGUGCACCAUAUAGCCACUUUGAUUAUGGAGGUGGACAACCUAAUGUGGAAAGAAAUAAGGUUGAUCAUAAUGGUGGUGCAAAGAGGGGUGCCAAACCUCCAACUGCUAACAUUAAUCAGAAGAGAAGCAGAAAGCUUGCCAUAGAGUCUAGUGAUUCAGACACUUCUGGUGAUAGUGAAGAUGAAGCUACUCAGGUAAAUGGCCCUCAAACACAGUAUGUUUCUUCGUCAUCUGCACCAACUCGAAGGUCAACCAGGCACAAGCAGAAUAUCAACUAUAGUGAAGUUGGAAGUAAUGCCGAUGCCGAUGCCGAUGCCGAUGCCGAUGACUAUUCUGAUUCUCCAUCGUCAGGAAGUUCUGAUGACGUUGUUCUUGGAAGCAACGUUAGUGGUUCCACUGAGGGAAAUUUCAAGAAUAACCGCAAAGAUGAAUCCUUUAAGGAACAGGCAAAUGGAAGCAAACAGGCCAAUAUAGACAUUAGAGGGAAGUCAGUGUGUGAAAGAGUGGCUUCUAAUUCUUCUAGCACUAUGGCUGCACCUGAGCAGGAUGCAUUCUCGUAUCCUGAUCCAGAAUUUUUUGACUUUGAUAAGCUUAGGCACAUAAGUCAGUUUGCAGUUGAUCAGAUAUGGGCUCUUUAUGAUAAUGUUGAUGGGAUGCCUCGAUUUUAUGCACGAAUUCGUCAAGUUUGUAGCACACGUUUUAAGAUACAGUUCACUUGGCUUGAGUGUAAUCCCUUGAAUGAUGUUGUGGAUGCUUGGUGUGAUGAGGAAUUGCCAAUUGCUUGCGGGAAUUACAUACUUGAUUCUCCAGAGUCCACUGAAGACCAGUUGAUGUUUUCUCAUGUCAUGGCUUGGGAAAAAGGGAAAAAGAGGAACUCAUAUAAUAUAUAUCCAAGAAAGGGUGAGGUCUGGGCUCUCUUCAAGAAUUGGAAUAUUCAAUGGAACUUGGAUGCUGACAAUCAUAGGCUCUAUGAAUAUGAAGUUGUAGAAGUUCUCUCAGAUUUUGCCGAAGUAACUGGAAUUCAAGUGACACCUUUAGUAAAAAUAAAUGGUUUUGUAAGCCUGUUCAUGAGAUCAGAAGAAAAGGUUAUGUCUUCACAUGUGAUCCCACCAGAUGAAAUACUGAGAUUUUCUCAUAAUGUUCCUUCUUACAGGUUGACUGGGAUCGAAAGAGAAGGUAUUCCUCAAGGGUGUCUGGAACUUGAUCCUGCAUCUCUUCCUAUCAACUUUUCUGAGUCAUUUCCUUCUAUAAAUCUCUGCAAUGUUACAAGCAGAACUGAGAUUUUUAACGAGCCUAGUGGUUCAGGCAUCAAAGCUAGUGUGGAGAAGCCUGGAACCAGUGGACUCCAGGGACCUAAGAAUAGCACAAGUCAAAACUUGUCCCAGAACAAUGUAAAGGGGAAGGCAGAUUGGUGGCAUGCUAAAAAUGAUGGAAAACCACCUAAAAUAGACACAAUUGAGAAAGAUGAGUUGGAUAGUGGGCACAUCUCUUCUGAAAAUGAAAAUUUGGCUCCUAUUUCAUCUUCAAACCCCUUAACUUUUGAAUAUCCCGAUGCUGAAUUCCAUAAUUUUGAUGAUGCAAGGACACUUGGAAAUGUUCGACGUGGUCAGAUUUGGGCAUUAUUUAGCGAGAUUGAUGGGCACCCCAACUACUAUGGAUUGGUAAAGAAAGUUGAUUUAAAUCAUAAAGUGCAUGUUGCAUGGCUCGAACCUUGUCCUGUGUCAACACAGCAGAAAAGAUGGUUGAGUGAGGGAAUGCCAAUCUCCUGUGGAACCUUUAAAGUGGAUCAUUAUCAUAUUGUGAAAUUUGACAACAUAGGUACUUUUUCUCAUCUUGUGCAGGCCAAACCAAAUGCUAAAAAGGGCAGACAUGAUAUUCUUCCUAGCCAUGGUGAGAUUUGGGCUAUAUAUAAGAAUUGGGAUGCUGGAUGGAGCCAAUCAGAUUGGGAGAACUGUGAAUAUGAUGUGGUAGUGAUUUGUCAAUGUACUGAUGCGGCCAUUAAAGUCAAAACUUUAACCAAGGUAGAUGGUUACAGAGCUGUAUUCAAACAAGAUGUGGAAACAACGGCCGGGUCCAUGGACAUACCUGCAUGUGAUUAUGUCAGAUUCUCUCAUAGGAUACCUUCAUUCAGACUGACAAAUGAGAGAGGUGGAAAACUUCAAGGUUGUUGGGAGCUGGAUACUGCAUCUGUGCCUGAAAUUCUUUUGAUAUAAAAAAGUGCACAAUACUAGAGAUGUUGGCAAACUCUUCCUCGUUGAGAAUGGCAGCACGAGGAUCCCCAUCCACUUGAACACGCAUCAAGUCUAAUUUCACUAUGGCUUUCAUGUGUCAAAGCAAAGCCACAUGUUUGUCAGUAGUUUCGCCCUUCUGAUGAAACCAGUUGCCAGUGUUGCGGAUACUGGUCUUUUGGUCCACUUACAAGUUGAAUUUGCCUUCCAUUCUCCUUCCUUUUUGUCUGUACUUGGUGAUCCUCAAAACUCUGACUGUAGUUUGACUGCAUAUAUUUAAUGUUGGCUGUAGGCUCCAGUAAAUGGAUUUAGUUCCAAGUUACUCUUAACAUAUCCUAUCGCGCUUGGUUAAUCGGAAGUACGAGACAGAUUCCUCUA
This is a messenger RNA of Zingiber officinale, 4281 nucleotides long. RefSeq lists its product as uncharacterized. The record is from RefSeq and is a predicted model, not a curated record. NCBI's taxonomy places the organism in Eukaryota, Viridiplantae, Streptophyta, Magnoliopsida, Zingiberales, Zingiberaceae. The transcript has 2 exons. The coding region runs from base 880 to 3888 and encodes 1002 amino acids.